AUGCGACCCAACACCGCAGCCCCCCUCCUCGUUCGGGGGCGCGCCGCAUGGACAUGUUCUCGCUGCAAAAAUGUGAAACCCAUACAACUGGAUAGCCCCUACCGAGCGUAUACUUCUUCAACCCGAGGCGCACGGUCUGUACGUGUCAUUCGACCACGCAAAGCCGUUUACUGGGCCGCAGCUGGUGGCUCUCUGGGUGGGAGCCUCCUCUUCUUUGGCGAUGAUGUAAAGCAUGGUUGGCGCGCGGCGGAGAGAACAGGCAGGGUCGUUUCGACUCUGGCUGUCAACAUAAAUGACUAUCGGGUGACAUUGAGACAGGACUUGGACGACCCGGAAGAGGAGACCCGCCUCCUAAAAGCCUGCCACAAGCGCUGUGCCGAUAGAACAUUAAAAGUCCUUGAGAAGAAUGGCUCCAUAUUCAUCAAACUCGGCCAGCACCUCUCAUCAAUGGGUUACCUCCUUCCUACCGAGUGGACCGAGACCUUCAUCCCACUGCAGGACAAAUGUCCAGUUUCAGCGUAUGAGUCGAUAGAAGAUAUGUUCUUGAAGGAUACUGGACACCGGAUAGAGGAAUCUUUCGAAGACUUCUCCCAGGAGCCCAUUGGAGCGGCGAGUUUGGCUCAGGUACAUACGGCCAGGCUCAAAGGUACGGACAAAAAGGUGGCAGUCAAGGUACAACACCCCAGUCUUGAAGAAUGGGUGCCUCUGGACUUGGCCUUGACAAGAUUCACAUUCAGCAUGCUCAAAAGAGCCUUCCCAGACUACGACAUGUCGUGGUUGAGCAGCGAAAUGGAUUUCUCCUUGCCGCAAGAACUGGACUUUUCCCUUGAGGGUGCCAAUGCCUCGCGAGCAAGGGAGUAUUUCUUGAAGAAUGCCAACUUCCCACUAAUUAUUCCCAAGGUCAUUUCAGCAAGUCGAAGAAUUCUCGUCAUGGACUAUGUGACCGGUUCGAGAGUGGACAACCUCGACUACUUCAAGAAGCAUAGUAUUUCUCCGGAUGAGGUUUCGGCGACUCUGGCCAGAAUUUUCAACACCAUGAUUUUUCGAAGAGGCGCGCCUCUCCAUUGCGAUCCACACGGCGGCAACAUCGCAGUGCGCCAUAACCCAAACCGAAGACAUCCUUAUAACUUCGACAUCAUCCUCUACGAUCAUGGUUUAUAUCGAAUGCCCGAUGAGAAACUACGACGGGACUACGCAAGACUCUGGUUGGCGGUGAUUGAUGCAGAUGAGUCUCGGAUGCGCAAGUAUUGUUACGAAGUGGCUGGAAUUACCGACGAGCAGUUUCCCUUGUUCGCCUCGGCGAUCACUGGUCGCGACUAUCGCGUGUUGACCCGGAAGGAAGUGGCGACUUCAGCCAGAGACACGAAGGAGAAGGAAGCCAUCAAUGAGGUCUUCGGCGAAGACCUGAUCCAGCAGCUAGUACAGCUUCUAGGUUCGGUGCCUCGUAUCAUCCUGCUGAUCCUCAAGACGAACGACCUGACGCGCAGUCUGGACGAAUCUCUCGGCUCGACGCAACCCAUGCGACCCAUGAUGAUCCUCGCUCGCUAUGCGAGUUUGACUGUCUGGGAAGAGGAGAAAGAGAACAUUCGCAAGCAAGGGAGUCUGCUGAACCCUCGCAAUUUCUGGCACUUGUUCCAGGCGUGGUUGAGCUUUGUCAGAGUUGAACUAAAGCUUUUCGGUUAUGAGCGAUACCUGUCUGCUCGUAGACAUUUGAGGCUGGACGGUUAA
Messenger RNA from Exophiala bonariae, 1728 nucleotides. RefSeq lists its product as uncharacterized. The transcript has 2 exons. NCBI's taxonomy places the organism in Eukaryota, Fungi, Ascomycota, Eurotiomycetes, Chaetothyriales, Herpotrichiellaceae. The coding region runs from base 1 to 1728 and encodes 575 amino acids. The record is from RefSeq and is a predicted model, not a curated record.